GUCCUGGAUAAUAUGAAAUAAAUUUAUAUCAGGACAAAUAUAUAUACAAUAAAAAAUUUAAUAGCAGACCAAUUACCUUUCACUCCCUAGUCAAAGUCAGUAAAUCUAACGAUCAUCGCCUUUUCAUCAUAUUUUGGCGUCCAACAUCUGAUCACCGUUGAUUUUUGUAACUACACUACAUAUCGUCCCCAACACAAGGCCUCCCUCUCGACUGCUUACUGGAAAACUACACAUUCAUGGCCUGGCGCCUCUUUGUAAGCAAAACCCUAAACCUAAUUUUCCCCCAUUCCCUCCCAAACUCUAAUUCACUUAAAAUCUCCCCCUUCUCCACCUCAUUUCUCGUCACUAAACUGCCCAAAAAGCUCCGAAAGAAAAGAAAAAAGCCUUCUCCCCGAACUAGGCCGAUCCAAACUGACUCGGUGCGAGUUCCUCACUUUGAAUCAAUCCUUAAUCGCGAUUCUUACUUCAAAUUCCUCAUCAAAACCAAAGAAUUCCUCUCCAAACAGCCAGAACGUAUACUCCGCCUUGACGAUGCCGGCAAGUUCCACCGUGAGUUGGGAUUUCCUCGUGGCCGUAAAGUUAUCAAGUCCAUUCAACGGCAUCCCCUAAUAUUUGAAGUUUAUCGCCAUACGGACAACAAAAUGUGGCUUGGAUUUACUGAAUUUGCGGAGCAGCUGCUGGAAGAAGAGAGGUCAAUGAUGGACACUAUGGAAAUGGACAGGGUUAAUAAGGUUCGAAAAUUGUUGAUGAUUUCGAAAGAAAAGAAGAUUCCCCUGAGUAAAAUUUAUCAUAACAGGUUGUUAUUUGGAAUUCCUGAAGAUUUCAGGGACCGGGUUGCCAAAUACCCCGAUUAUUUUCGUACUGUUGUGGAAAAUGAUGGAAAAAGGGUUCUUGAAUUGGUUAAGUGGGAUCCGAUCUUAGCUGUGAGUGAAUUAGAGAGACAGUUUAUUGGUAACGAGGAUAAGGUUAUGAAAGCAUUUAAAUUUCCUAUAAAGUAUGGGAAAGAUUUGGGUUUUGAUGAAAUUGAUACGAGAAAGCUUAACUUGCUGAACACUUUGCCUUUGGUAUCGCCAUAUAGCGACGGGUGGAAGUUGGAUAUGUGGAGUUUGGAGGCUGAGAAGUAUAGGUUAGGGAUUGCGCAUGAAUUUUUGAGUUUGACAUUGGAGAAAAGGGCAAGUAUACAUCAUAUUGUGGAGUUCAAGGAGGAGUUUAGCUUGACUAGGCGAACAUACGAGAUGCUAAAGAAGCAGCCUCGGACAUUUUAUUUGGCGGGGACAGAGAUGAAUUGGGCGGUGUUUUUGAAGGAUGCUUAUGAUGAAAAUGGAGCUUUGAUUGAUAAGGAUCCACAGUUGGUUUUUAAUGAGAAGUUGUUUAAGUUUGCACAAAUGCAGGAAGGGGAAGUAGUUUCUGGCGCUGGUGAGAAAUAAUGUGAAUAUUGACAUUUUCAGAAUUGAAAGGAAAGAGAGAGCUUUGAUUGAUAAGGAUCCACGGUUGGUUCUUAAUGAGAAUUUGUUUAAGUUUGCACAAAUGCAGAAAGGGAAAGCGGUUCCUGGCGCUGGUGAGAAAUAAUGUGAAUGUUGACAUUUUCAGAAGUGAAAGAAGAGAGAUUUAAGUGAAUCAAGGUCAGUCCUCUGUUGUCACAAGUGAUUUCAACAGAGCAAUUCUGGUACUUUGCUACCAACUGGCUAGUUUGUUCAGAAAUGGCCCUUGAUAUUGAAAACAAAAUGAGUUCAUUCUAGAACCCGCAUUGGGUACUGUGAUUAUCCAUAUGUGUCUUCCUUUUUUCUAGUGCAAUGUGAUAGCAGCAGUCACUUGCGGUUGUUACUGAUGAUUGCAUUGUGAGGUGCAGUCGCAUCAUGUAUGUGAAGAAAUUCAUGAAGCUUUUGUGGGUAUUUUUGAAGAUCAUUGUAUUUGGAUUCGUCUUGUUUUUUUAUCAAUCGUUGUAUCUUUUACUCCUGGUUUCACUCACAUCCAACAUGAGGGUCCAUUCGGUAGAUCCAUGACUGAGUGGCCGAUCCUUAAAGAAUUUCAAUCAGUUCACCCCUGCUGCAAAGAGCAUGGAACUUUACUCUGUUCAA
Messenger RNA from Mangifera indica (mango), 2078 nucleotides. Its product is annotated as protein WHAT'S THIS FACTOR 1 homolog, chloroplastic-like. Bases 237 to 1427 code for a protein of 396 amino acids. The record is from RefSeq and is a predicted model, not a curated record. The transcript has a single exon. NCBI's taxonomy places the organism in Eukaryota, Viridiplantae, Streptophyta, Magnoliopsida, Sapindales, Anacardiaceae. Gene Ontology annotation, molecular function: RNA binding.